GCGAGCGGAGCGCAUGUCCCUCGUCCCUCUCCUCGACUACACACGAUCGCGUUUUACACACGGAAAAUUAAUAACAAUCGGAGCUUGUGUUCUGUGAUCCGAACUGGAUUUUCGGCGUGCUAGUGCUGCUGUGGAUUACUCAUACAAGUGACUGUUGAGCUAUUUUGAAACAAAUUCAAUUUCGAAGCACAUGAAUGGACUUUAACUUAAAUUGCAUCUGAUAUUCCGAGAAUAAGAUUUUAGUUGCAGUCCUAAACAAAACCAAAAGCUAAUGAAUUGGAUUUCUGCAGCGUUAUAACAUCAAGCCACUGCCUAUAAUUAGGUAGGUACUAGGUGGCUCAUAUAUGAAAUGUUAUGGGCUCACGCGGCGUAGCACACUGGAGCUGGGUGGUAGUGGUGGCGUGGGCAUGGACGGCAGCGGCUCGUACCUUGUGUCCCCCGCGAUGCGCCUGCGACGACGCGCUCAGAGCGGCAUCUUGCGCCAACGCAGGCCUCGAAAUUGUGCCUAUACAACUGAACCCAGAAGCGACCCACAUAAACCUUACCCACAAUGCUAUCGACAACCUUCUCUACACCUUCGGUUUCUACACGCAACUAACCAUCCUCGAUAUCUCGUACAACAGAGUACAAGACUUAGGUAGUAAAAAUUUUGAUACCAAUAUUGAGAUGACCCAUCUUAAUGUAAGUCACAAUGCACUAAGAAAAUUAGAUAAGGACACAUUUGUUGGGCUGAAGAGACUUAUUGAUUUGGAUUUAUCCAAUAAUGAGAUAUCCAUUAUACAAGUGCAAACAUUCAAAGAUCUCUCAGUUUUAGAAAGACUAGAUUUGUCAAAUAAUAAAUUGGUGACAUUCGAGGCAGACACAUUUGAACCUUUAUCUUCGCUGAGAAUUCUUUCUUUAAAGAAUAAUUCUAUACUAGAAAUACCGUCAGUUAAUUUACUGACUGUUAUUCGUAUGGAAUUUCUGGAUUUAUCUGAAAAUUUGAUUCAGAAAAUAUCUGAGCACGGUAUUCCGUACUUAAAGGAAUUAAGACAUUUAGAUUUGAAUAACAAUAUAAUUGAAGAAAUCGAUCCACUAGGAUUACAUAAUUUGCCAUCCUUGCGGCAUCUAGACUUAAGUGAUAAUAAUAUGACAACAAUUCCUACAUCUGCACUAUCAAAAUUAUCUAAUUUAUCGCACUUGUACUUAAGUGGCAAUUUCUUCUAUAAUAUAACAUCACUGUCUUUCCAAAGUCUCUUUCAUUUAAAACAUUUACAUCUAAGUAGAAUAUUCAAUUUAGAGAGAAUAGACGCUAGAGCAUUUGUUGAUAAUAUUAAUCUACAAAAGAUUUGGAUGAAUGAAAAUUUAAGAGUGAGAGAAGUGCCUCCGAGAUUAUUUCAUGGAAAUCCUAAAUUGACUCAUAUUUAUAUGAAAAAUAAUGCAUUAGAAACACUUGAAGCAUCUCAUUUCCCAAUCGACACAUUACAAGAGCUAGAAAUUUCUGGCAAUCCAUUUGUAUGUAACUGUUCGCUCCUAUGGCUUUGGAAGCUGGGAAGAGAAUGUGAAAUACGUAGUAAAAAGUCUGAAAAUACAAGUACUAUAUUGAAAAUUGAUUAUGAAGAUAUUAAGUGUGCUGCACCUAUUCACUUAAAGGGCAUUCAUUUUGUACAAAUCCCAGAAUCAGAAUUCGGGUGCUCCAGCGGUUGGGUAGUGGUUGCUAUCGUGGUGAUGACAAUUAGCAUCAUUACUAGUAUAGUUGGUGGAGUUUUGUACUUCAUGGGACCGUUAAAAAAGUGUAAAGGAAAUAAAUCGAAACAAGUCAUGACUAGCGUCAUGUUAAAUGGUGACGUUUCGAAACUAGGCAAUGGAUUGGUCUAUACGACGCGUGGGAGAGAAGCUGACAACAAAAGAGAAGUAGACAGAUAUCUAAUGAUUGGUUCGUCAGUGACCAAUAACUUCCAUUCAUUAAAUCCACCUUGGCAGAGCAUGGACAAGAAUCCUUAUUACCAAGAGGACAGUGAAGAACACAUUUAUCAACAGUUUGCGUAUGAAACUAUUACUCCACACCGGACCCCUGAAAAACCACAUAUAGUGUAUGUGUAACAUAAGGCUAUAGUGAUAAACGUUUUGAAUAACAUUAUAAGAUUAUUCAAACGUUUCACGAAAAAAGACAAUUAACACGGACGUGACUACGAGUACUAAAACUUGCAAUAAUGUAAAUAGUGAUAUGAAUUUGUAAGAUGUGAUAGCUUUGUAUAUAAAGAUGUAUAUAAGUUAAUUUUUAAUGUUUUCGAUUUUGUACUUAACUUGUUUAGAUAUUAUUAUUGUGAAUAUAUUUUUCGCUCGAUCCUUAAUGUACAGUUAGUCUGUUAGCUGUUACGUUGAUAUUUCGUCCGUUCCUCACCUCAUCAUUUACUUGAUGUUGUAUAUUUUCCUCCUAGACCUUUAUUCCUCGUUUAUUUACUAUGUAGUUCCUCAAACAGUAUCUAAAGCCCUUUAAUGUAUUGUAAUUAAAUAUUUAAAUCAUGUAAUUAAAUUGUAGUUAUACAUUAAUUAUAUUUUCUGAAAUAACACCAAUACUUUAUGAAAACUUUGUACAAAAAUGAGCAAUAUAGAAUACUUACUUCAUACUAUAAUAUAACGCGUUAACUUUUAUUAUUGAGAAUAUUGUUAAAGUAUACUAAUUGUAUUUAGGAAUGAAAUAUAAAGUAAUAAUUCGCUUAGAACAAUCAUAGCAUUGACAGAAUCGUAUCGGGGAUAGACUGGGAGUCAGAUGUCGUACUCGUGCAAAAAAUGCGUUACUGAAAUUUAUAAUGAUCAAUUUAAUUUCACGCUAGAGUUUUAAAUAAUCUAACUUGAACAACAAACUCGAAUAACUAACGAGUUGAAUAAUUAACCGUCAGCCAGCUAACUGUGCUGUAACUUUUCAGUUGUUUUUCGUUUACGCUGGCUGGUAAUUUGCUUUUUUGGAAAUCGUUUAAACAAUAGAUGAUGAGUAUGAGAAAAUGAAAUAUUUUACUGUUCAUGCUAUUUUAAAUGAUUUAUCAUAAUUUAUAUAACAUACCAUAUGGGUAGUUUACCUGCAUUCAGUGUCAUUUAAAUAUAAGAGACAUUUAACUCAUAUUUUGUUUCUAUCAAUAAACAAAAGAAUGAGGACUCAAUAAAAUUACUUUCGAUCAUGUAUCAAACUAUCUGACUCUUAGUUUAUCCCCAAUUGAUAUAAUAUUUAUGUAUAAUACGCAAUAAACCAGUUGCUCUGAUGGUAAGGGGUACAAAAUGAAGUUAACUUACAUUAUUUAUUGGCUAUUUUUAUAGAUUCAUUUCAUGAGACGUAACCAUUUUGUUAAUAAGAUGUUCUGGAAUUAAUAUUUUUAUACUUAUUAAUAUUAUACGGCCAAUUUAAAUGUUUAUUAACCCAUACGAGAAAAUGAAAUUUGUGAUUACUAUUGGAAAGAAUCUCUAAGGUGGUUAGAAAUAAAGAAAUACUGUUAUGAUUUCGUGAAAAUUUAGAAGCAUAUAUGAUGGCUUAAAUACAAUAUCUACCCUUGUAAUAAUUUUAUAUGUCAUUUAUAUCAUAUACAUGUAUAAGUCCCUUAUUGCCUAUCAUAACCCAGAUUAUAACUAAUUAGCGCAUACAGUCAUAUAAUAGAAUAAGAAUAUUUAUACCUACCUUAAACUUUUGUUAUGAAACUUAUUUAAAUAUAUAACGCAUUGAAACAAACGACAAAUAAACCAUUUAAAAUUUA
Molecule: messenger RNA, 3725 nt
Organism: Colias croceus (clouded yellow)
Lineage: Eukaryota; Metazoa; Arthropoda; Insecta; Lepidoptera; Pieridae
Product: protein artichoke-like
Exons: 3
Coding region: 355-2082 (575 amino acids)
Cellular component (GO): extracellular matrix
Molecular function (GO): protein binding
Source: RefSeq, a predicted model, not a curated record